Molecule: messenger RNA, 5117 nt
Organism: Ooceraea biroi (clonal raider ant)
Lineage: Eukaryota; Metazoa; Arthropoda; Insecta; Hymenoptera; Formicidae
Biological process (GO): protein linear polyubiquitination; proteasome-mediated ubiquitin-dependent protein catabolic process
Cellular component (GO): LUBAC complex
Molecular function (GO): ubiquitin binding; ubiquitin-protein transferase activity
Source: RefSeq, a predicted model, not a curated record
GACCACGCACGGUUCGGCCGCAAAAUCCGCCGGAUACAGUCUGCGCGCGUGCACGUGUGCGUUCCUCGUCGCCUUCGAAGACGUCGCUCGCGAUGCAUCUGACACCCAUUAUCGUCCGGUGAACUCUGACGUGGUGAACGACAUCGAUGAACUAGAAGCUGUCGAUCAAACGAACAGAACAGAAAGAGAGCAAAGAGGAAGAAGCCGAGCAAGUCCGUCCGGCAGAUAUGAUCGUCGUGGCGAAACUCACCGAGAGUCCCACCACAAUUUUUGGCGUUCGCGUAUAGCCGAACUGGAAGGAACUUAAAACCGCAUUUCGAGUGAAGCUAAAUAAAGAACUAUGCAGCGCGAGGGCUGAGGCGGGGCGCACGGUGCCUCGCCGAGCGGAAUAUGUGAGAGUGAGUAAGAAUGGUACAGCGAGCUACAUGCAGCAGCGAGACAAGCGGAUCUCUCAAUGGCGUACCAAACGGCGACCGCAGAGGAGGAACGUCCGGCGUCGUCGUCGCGACGGAUGCGGUGAUUGCGCGAGGUUCCAUCGACGGCGAAGCGACCUUCCUGACGCGCGGUGAAGGUGGUCGCGGCAGCAGCGGCAGGUUUUCCCUGUUUAGGUGGUUCAAGCGAAAUCGCGAUUCAACCGUGGAGAAACGACGGCGAACGAGCGCGAGGUCGGACGAUGACGGCAUCGUCCGACGACGCAGCAGCGUCUACUCCAGCGUGGAAAGCGUAGACACCUUCUACAGCACCACCACGGUCCGCAGUUUCGCGUUCCAUUCGGGUACCCUGGGUCCUUGCAACGUUCUAUCUCUAGACAUCCUCAACCAAGCGGCCGAAGUCGGCCCGUUCGCCGCUGGAGCUUCGAAGGUGUUCGUUGGCAACAAAGAGAACAACCCGUCGACAGCCGCCGCCUAUACUUUACCGACAAACGUGCACUCCAGAAGACGGGACAUCACUGCCAGGUACUCGCUGCAUCCGUCAACGACCUUCGGCUCCUGUGGGAACUUCUCGACAUCGGAAAAGGGUUUAUCGAGCACGUCGAAGAGACUCGACGAGCACGAGAGAGCCAGUUACAAUGGAUCUGUGCGGCGGCGGGUUCACGUGAAAGGGAAGCGGAGAGCGCCCAAUCCUCCCGACACGAUAGUCAAAAUCGUAGAGGUCAAUGUACGUGAAACACCCAAGAAUAGCGGUAGACGAAAGCGACGGGCUCCGCGACCUCCGGAAAGAAUUGCGGAGAAUCGUUCCACCGAGGGGCAGUCGAAGCUCGCCGAUGGUGGUAUGGAAAUAGAAGCGCGGAAGGACGUCGACGAGAGUCAAUCGAUUAGCAACGACACGCUGGUCCUUCAGGGUGGUAUGCUGCUAUCGAAGAAGGAAGUUUCCGGCAGUCCGAAAGCCGCGAAGAACAACGACGGCGAUGCCGGAACCUCCAGCAUGACAGUCCUUCAGGAAAGAGCGCAAAGCCCCGUCAGCGGCACCUUGAACACAGCCAUGCCGCGACCUUGGUAUAAACGUAAUGUGUCCGAGCAUUUUCGCGAUUCCGGAACGUCGAGGAAAGGCGCAAUUUUUCGCAGCCCCGCGUCGUCUAUCGAGAUGAAAGAUGAGUGUGUCGGAACAAAUAUGGGUUCUUCGACGAGCUACUCCGUCGAUGCUUCUUUGUCGAGGCUAAAUUUCUUUCACCGUGGUGAGCGGCAGAGUGACGACAGGAAGCGACAGGACGCUAAACGAAGAUCAGGUCUGUCGAUCUUGACGAACAUCAGCGAGCUAGACAAAGAGGCGGCGGCAAUCGUUCAAGAGGAACAAGCGCGAACGCGGGCGUCGUUGCUGAAGACAUCGAAAUUCGCCGACGCUUUUGAGGACAGGAAUGACGUCAGUGAAGAGAUUGUUCAAGAUAUGGUCGCCUCGGCGAUGGAAAGCUCGUCACCUCGUCGAGGCACGCGCGCGCUGAUCUCAAAGUUCAACGCCAUCGGCAACAUUACUAAGGUCACAGUCAACGCCAAUUUCUUCGCUAGAAAAGAUCAGUCGGGCUACAAGUUUGAUCGAGAUGCAGCAAGGAAUAGCAGAUUCGAACAGAGAGGGGAUUGGAGGAACCAAAGAUUCUCGGUUCAACAAGAUCUCGGUCAAAGUGUGCGUGUUGAUAAAGAUAUCUCCAGGUAUUUCUUACCGCAACAGAGAACAUCGAGAACUGGAUCGGCGCAGGUCAAUGUAAAGCCAAUUGAUCUCAAAAUCACCUCGAAAAAGGAACAAAAUAAUCAGUUAAUGAAAGAUACAUCCAGUAGAAUAUCGUUUCUACAAAGCCAACUCGCUACGAAUCGCACAAACGAGCCUAUAACUAUUCAUGACAUCACAUUGCCAAACGAAGAAAGAAUCAGAUUACGACAAGAAAUUAUUGAAGGAAAAGCAAGCAAAGAAUCACCGAGACUGAACAACGAGGCGAGUAGGAGAUUUUUGUUCUCUCGUGCUCGUAAUCUAGUUGAAAGUACGGAAAAUGUGUUAGAUCCUUUCAGAGGAAGAGCAGAGGGAAAUGGAGAACGGUUAGGGGGAGUGCAAAAGGAAUUUUCCAACAUCUUCGACGAGAUCGAUCGACAGCUACGUUCGCGAGAGUUCAAACUUAUUGAGCGGAGACCAGCAGUCGAAUCCGACAACGUCGGGGCGAAAGUUCCAGAGGAUGAAGCUACCGUAUCGAGCAAAGUGGCCAAAGUACUCGAUAUCCUGGUGGAAGCUGAGAAGGACGGCAAGACGAGAUCGGUGUCACAGCCGGAAAGAUCGAUACAAGACAAGGAAAUCCCGCGUUUGAUUGAUACGGACCGGAAGACGAAGUCUGGUAAGACAAAAUCGACUGCCCUCAAUACCGUCGAGGAUCCAAUUACCGCGGACUUGAAGGAGAUGCUGAAGGAGAUGAAGCACUCGUUACCGAAACGGCCAAAACCAAAGAAGCCCAUGUCAAGCGACGUUCUCGAAAAGGUUGAAAAGCGCUUGCCGGUAUCUACGAACAAGACCUCCUACGUUGUCCCGAACACUACGGCGAAAACGGAAGCAAUGUCGCCGAACGAUUACGAGACAGAUAAGCAGAAGGUGUCCUCGUCAGCGCAAACCAGUGGAAACAUCUAUAGAUUAAAUCAACCUUCUACCUCGGCCGAGCGACCAUCUACCUCGGGUUGGAAACACGAGAACGUGCUCUACAGAACUUCUGGCAAGGGUUCGGCCCUCGUGAAGAAUACUUUCCAACUGAUAAGACCGCGCGAUUUCGCCGAGAUAGAAGCUAUGAAGACCACGAAUGAAGUUUACAAGGAAAACACUUAUGCCAAUGUGAUAGAACCGUCGCUGUAUGCCAAUGCUCACGUUCCUCCUAGUUCGCAGAAACAACGACCGAAUACGACGCGAUUUAACGAUAUUCCGCAAAGUAAUCGAAUUAAAGUAACGCCGAAUAUUGCAAACGAGAAUAAAAUUACGUCAAACGAGAAUGAGUUUAAAGAGGAAGACGAUAAUUCAACAGCAAGGAACAUGAAUACAUUGGCCAUAAAUCGAUUACUAAGAAAACUAGAAGGGGCCAUCGCAUCGGGUCAUCAUCAACAAGCAGCAGGAUUAGCAAAGGAAUUGGCAAGGCUCAAGAUCCAUUGUUCCGUGAUACGACAGCGUUCAGCGGCACGUUUAAAGGAUCAGUUGAUUAAAGUCAAUAUGUAUAUCGAAGACAAACUCGCUCACCAAGGGCCCAUACCACUUCAGUUGCCGACGGGAAUGACGGUAGCCGAGCUGAAGACAAAGAUACAUACGGAGUUUGAAAUACCUACGAACGUGCAACGAUGGAUCAUUGGGAAAAACUUAGCUGAUCACGACGAGACCACCCUCGAUGAAUUACAUGCAGUGGAUGGUUCACCGGUGUUUCUAUAUCUCGUAGCGCCUGAAUUUCAUGUCGAUAAUCCGCAAACGAGCAAAUUAAAACUCGAAGAAAAUGAGGUUCCUGAGGAAUUGCCGCAAGAUCCGUUAAUGGAGGCCUCGCAAACAAUCGAUAAAAAUCAAGAAACUAUCGAAAAAAAAGAAGUAAUAUUGCCAGUAAAUGAACCUGAGCAAGAAGCAGUGGAAGCAGACAUAUCGGAAGACGUCAAGAUGGGGCGAUACGAAGAAUUGAUAUCGUUAGAGAACUGGGACGUCAUUCCAAAUUCCGAGCCAAUCGAAUGCCCAAUAUGUUUUGUUACAUAUGGUCCACGCGAAGGUGUAAUUCUGAGAGACUGUUUACAUAUGUUCUGCAGAUCAUGCAUCGCUAAUACAAUAGUGUACUGCGAAGAAGCGGAAGUAAAAUGCCCAUACAGAGAUUCCGAAUACACUUGUGAAUCGACUCUUCAAGAACGCGAGAUCAAAGCGCUGGUCGAGCCAGAAGUCUAUCAGCAGCACCUCGCAAAGUCAAUCGCACAAGCGGAGAACAACGCGGGAAAUAAGGCCUUCCACUGCAAGACGCCAGACUGUCCUGGUUGGUGUAUUUACGAUGAUGAUGUGAACAAUUUCCUGUGUCCAGUAUGUCGAGCCAAUAACUGUCUUACCUGUCAGGUGGUUCAUACUGGGAAGAAUUGCAAGCAAUAUCAGCAAGAAUUGCAACUUUCAAAAGAAACUGAUCAAGAAUCUAAAAGGACAGCAGCGAUGCUCAAGGAAAUGGUCGAUAAAGGUGAGGCACUCGCGUGUCCCACAUGUGCUGUCGUUCUUAUCAAAAAAUGGGGUUGCGACUGGUUGGUUUGUUCCAUGUGUAAAACGGAAAUAUGUUGGGUUACCAGAGGGCCACGUUGGGGUCCAGGGGGUAAAGGGGAUACAUCUGGUGGCUGUAGAUGCGGUGAAAACGGAGUAAAGUGUCAUCCUCGUUGCAAUUACUGCCAUUGAAAAAUUACAUCGGUCGCGAUAAUAAUCGAAUACAUGUAUCACGAUAAUGUCUGAGAAAUGCUUUUAUACAAUUAUUUGAUAUGUGAACGUAAUGUUUCAUAGGCUCGAGCAUUUCAUAGGCUUUUUUAUAUGUAUUUAAUUCGAGUUCAAAUCUCGAUAAACCAAUGUGUGAUCUGAAUUACAUACUGCUUGCUCAAUGAUUAAUCUUAUCGCGAUGUGAGAUUGCAAGUGAGAGUCUAAUAAAAAAAAAGUGGAAC